Macrobrachium nipponense is the source of this 877-nucleotide messenger RNA. RefSeq lists its product as uncharacterized. Bases 57 to 629 code for a protein of 190 amino acids. NCBI's taxonomy places the organism in Eukaryota, Metazoa, Arthropoda, Malacostraca, Decapoda, Palaemonidae. The record is from RefSeq and is a predicted model, not a curated record. The transcript is spliced from 3 exons.
UGCCCAGCUUUGGAAAUCCCCUUCGGGAAAUCCUGAGGAACUCUGAAACGGAGUCGAUGAGGACCCUGGGCAACAUGAUGGAAUUGGGGUAUGAAAUCGAAGAAGGCCUCAGACUUACACUGGAGAAAAAAUACCCCCACUUCGGCUCGCUGCGUUUCCUUCAGUACGAUGUUGCAUAUCGUUACACGGAGGCUGACGGGACGUCACCGCUGUAUGUGGGCAGGGAAACGAUCAUGCCCAUCUACAACGCUUGGCCCAUACCCCACGAUGCCCCUUAUAAAAAUGAUUUAGAUUUUGUCAUAUUGGCUUUGAUUGAGGGAGGCAUCUAUGACAAGUGGAUGGAAGACUGGCUGGAAGAGGCUAAGAGAGUUGGUCGACAGAGCCGCAGGAGGCAAAAGCUGGAAGCAGGCGCUCGCCUGGAAAGCUGGACGGGCGACUUCCCUACAGAAGCCGCAAAUACUAUGGAGCUGAGGGCUCUCAACAUCGUCCAUUUCCAGGGGCCCCUGAUGCUCUUGGCCCUAGGCAUGGUUUUAGGGGGUGUGGCCUUCUUCGUUGAGAGCUUCAGCAUUUGGUAUUCGUCUGCCAAGGACUUAAGGGUUAGGCUGAGAGGACAAGAUAUGGAGAAAUGAUCUUAGGGCUACUUGAAAUGCAACGCUGUUUAUUAGCCCAUGUCUAGUCUAUAUUUUGGCUUGUGAAUGAAUUAUCACAGGAAAUACUGCUGUAAAAUGUGUCACUUACUCAUUAACCUACUAGGCAUUCAAAUAUUCAAUAUUUCAUGAAUGGUUAACCAAUUUUAAUCGUUAAUUACCUUCUGUAGAAUAGUACUAAUAAUGGCCCAUAAUAUUUCGUAAUCUGAAACCUUGAUGUUACGUUGCAU